GUAAACUCUGAGGCUGAGCUACUAUUCACAGGUCUGCACAAGACAAGGCACGGAUUGGUUGAGAAGCUUCCCAAGUUCUUUACUUUCCCAAGUUUCUGACUUUCACUGCUGCUCAGCGCCUGUGAUCCAGGAUGGAAUUCAAAGAACUAGGUGGUGAUGACAUCUCCGAAGGAGAGACGGAGGAUUUAGACAGCGUUAAGGCGCUCACUGAAAAACUUAAAUUGCAAACACGUAGACCAUCAUAUUUUGAGUGGAAGGAACGAUUGGAAAGCCGGCCUUGGAAAGAGAACGCAGACGUUUCAAACAGUGAAGAUACGGACGAGCAACCAAGCCCGAUUGAAGUUUCCAUAGAUGAGAAUUCAGAUCCAACUGUUCGGAAUAUUUGUGGUUUUGAAACUAUCGACGAUGCCUUGUCUUGGCUUCGGAGUGAACUGAGGGAGAUGCAGCUUCAGGAUAACCGGCUGGCCCGGCAGCUUAUCCGCCUGCGAGCGGAGAUCCACCGCAUCAAGGUGGAGCAGGUGUGCCACCGGCACAAGGAGAUGCUGGACGACGCCACCUACGAGCUGGAGGAGUGCGGCGAGGAGUCCGACCUGCUGUGCGACAUCCCCAUGAAGGCCGCCUUCGCCCUGUCCACGCCACUCAAGCACCUGGGCCUCACCAAGAUGAACAUCAACUCUCGCCGAUUCUCCCUCUGUUGAGUGAGGUCGACUCUGUUGACGACUCAAAAAAACCAAAACUCUUUUUGCUCUGUGCAGGCUAUGUGUUGUGUGCUUGGCUGCAUGUGGUAGGUAAGCAUAAAACACAUAAAGGAUCAAUGGACCGAUGACAAAUUGAACAGGAAUUGAAGAGCCAUAUACACCAUUGAUUUGAGUCGAGCCCUGUUAUGGGAUACUGUUGGUUGCUGAAGAGGUUUUGGCUCAGAUUCUGUCCUUCCGCAGGGCUCCAGUGUCAGAUUGCACAGAUGAGGACAGACUACAGUAGUUGCUCCACAGUAAUACAAGUUUGGAGAAACAUAUCAGGUCUCACACCACCCCUAUAACUGCUUCACCUAAACACCUAUCAGGUUUAAGCAACUCACUUGUACUGAAAUACAAACUCCAGGUGUCAUAAAGCACAAUGACAUCCCUAGCAAGCAAAAAAAAUAUAUAACUGCCACUCAUCAUAAAAAAAGUCACGUGCACAGGCACUAACCAGCGUCAUGUGUUCUGGAGAAUGCAUGGGACAUUCACGGUCGUGCACAAGUUGGAGCUCUGGCGAGAGGAGCAGCUCCCGUCAUCGUCAGCGUCUCCUACAGAGGUGUGGAAAAGCAUGUCGGGCAGGCGCUCGCACAGCAGGCAAAGGGAAGCAGACAAAAAAGAAACGUGCGCCCUUAUCCAGACCUGGCAGAGCUCCCGCAACACCAGUCACACAGGAAGCAGGAGGUCGUGGUCCAACAUUCUGUCACUUGUUCCCCAGGCACUGGAAAUAGCUGGGAUCGGUAGAGGGGUUAUGGCUGAAGUGAAGGGGAUUGAUGGCAGGUUGCGCCCCCCGUGUGUACUCGGCCCAUUUGAUCUGCACGUCUCUCUGGCUCAUACUGAAGCUUUCCACCGCAUACACGGAAAUGUGCUGUGAAGUAUGCACAUCAUUUUACAGAUUUGUAUUUGGGGAUGAAUGCUUUCCAUGCACUUGCAAAUGGGUGCACCUUUAGUUUAUCAAGCAAAGUCAGGUGUCAUAAAAGCACACGUUGAAUUCAUCUGGGUUCAGAUGUGCUCACAGAAUGUUUUAGUACGAUCCUUAUGUACAAUUAUACAGAUGUAUAGAUAGUAUAUUAGCCUGAUAGCAUAUAUUAUAACAUUUUAAAUGUAAUAUUAUUUUAUAUUAUAUUAUAAUAAUAUUGUGAAAGAUGUCAAAAUGACAAAGAAUAAAAAAAAGAAUAUAUAACAAAUUGUUUGUAAAAAUGCCUUACUAUAUUUUCCAGAAUAAGUAAUUCAUGUCAUGUCACAUAUGAGAAAGCUUAAUGAUGGGAUGUAUUUUUGAAUGUAUGUACGUUCUCUGAAAGUAGAAGUUUCUUUCAGAAGUUUUAUUCCAAACAAUAAACACACUGAACAGUA
Molecule: messenger RNA, 2090 nt
Organism: Sardina pilchardus (European sardine)
Lineage: Eukaryota; Metazoa; Chordata; Actinopteri; Clupeiformes; Clupeidae
Gene: fam167b
Product: family with sequence similarity 167 member B
Exons: 2
Coding region: 132-698 (188 amino acids)
Source: RefSeq, a predicted model, not a curated record